AUACGUAGCUUUAUAUAUCAAUCACAUAUCUAUAUAAAAAAAACCCAAAAUCUCGAUAUCCAAAUUCGUGACGGUAACUUGAUCAAAAAGAUUCGAGACCGAUGGCGGAAGGAAGUGAUGGAAGAACGUUGGAGCAAACGCCCACAUGGGCGGUUGCCACCGUUUGUUUCGUGAUGAUCGUCAUCUCCCUUUUUAUCGAACAAAUCAUUCAUAUGAUCGGACACUGGUUCAAGAAGAAACGAAAGAAGGCUUUAUAUGAAUCCCUGGAAAAGCUCAAAGCAGAGCUUAUGUUAUUGGGGUUCAUAUCGUUAUUAUUAACGGCGGGAACAUCACCAAUUACAAAGAUAUGUAUAUCAGAAGGAGCUGCCGACACGUGGCAUCCUUGCAGCAGGAAGGAGGAGGAGGAGGCGUCGGCCGACGAUGGAGAGGGUCGCCGGAGGUUGCUUACUUGGUCAAAAAUGGGCGACAGUGCUCGCCGGAUCUUAGCUUCUAGUGGUGGCGAAGACAAAUGUGCAGAAGAGGGAAAAGUAUCGUUCAUGUCGUAUGACGGGGUUCAUCAACUUCAUAUAUUCAUCUUUGCUCUCGCCUUAUUUCAUGUCAUUUACUGUAUCCUUACCAUGGCUUUAGGACAAGCAAAGAUGAAAAAAUGGAAGCAUUGGGAGAAAGAAACAAAGACCGUAGAAUAUCAGUUUUCUCACGAUCCAGAGAGGUUCAGAUUUGCAAGGGACACGUCGUUUGGAAGAAGACACAUGAACUUUUGGACCAAGUCUCCGGUGUUAUUAUGGAUUGUUUGUUUUUUCAGACAGUUUUUCCGAUCAGUCCCUAAAGUUGAUUAUCUCACACUGAGACACGGAUUCAUCAUGGCACAUCUAGCCCCACAAAGUCAAUCAGGAUUUGACUUUCAAAAAUACAUCAAUAGAUCACUUGAAGAAGAUUUCAAGGUCGUUGUGGGUAUAAGUCCACCAAUAUGGUUAUUCGCCAUUGUCUUCCUACUCUUUAAUACCCAUGGGUGGUAUUCUUAUCUUUGGCUUCCAUUUGUUCCUUUAAUUAUAAUUUUACUGAUUGGUACAAAACUACAAGUGAUUAUUACGAAAAUGGGAUUAAGUAUCCAACAGAGAGGAGAGGUCGUACAAGGUGUACCUGUAGUUCAACCUGGUGACGACCUUUUCUGGUUUAAUCGCCCUCGCCUCAUCCUCUAUCUUAUCAACUUCGUGCUCUUUCAGAAUGCUUUCCAGUUGGCUUUCUUUGCAUGGACUUGGUAUGAGUUUGGGUUAAAAUCUUGCUUUCACGAGCAUACAGAAGACAUUGUCAUCAGGGUCUCAAUGGGGGUUCUUGUUCAGUUCUUAUGCAGUUACGUCACUCUUCCGCUUUAUGCUCUUGUCACACAGAUGGGUUCAACAAUGAAGCCAACAAUAUUCAACGAAAGAGUUGCAACAGCGUUAAAAACAUGGCAUCGGACCGCAAAGAAACAAAUCAAAAGGAACAAAAAGUCAGGUCAAGUGACACCAAUGUCAAGCAGGCCAGGGACACCGUCUUAUGGCAUGUCUCCGGUUCACCUUUUACGGAACUACCAAAAUGAUAUUGAUAGUUUGCAAACUUCACCCAGAAGGUCAAACUUUGAUACGGAUAAUUGGGACACUGAUGGUUCGCCCUCGCCUUCCUAUCACCGACGUGGUGACACAGAAACCUCCACGAGUCAUCAUCAGAUACAAUUAGGCUCUAUGGACCAUCGUAAUGAAAUCCCCGAGCCAAAUCCGUUACAAGUGGCUAUAGUUCCUGAGACCGUAGAUAACCAACAACAUGAGGUGACGAUAGCAUUUCCUAAAGAAUUCUCGUUUGAUAAAAGACCGAAUGUAUGAUAGAGAACUGUAAGUAAAGGCAUAGAUAUUAUCAUU
Molecule: messenger RNA, 1895 nt
Organism: Cynara cardunculus var. scolymus (artichoke)
Lineage: Eukaryota; Viridiplantae; Streptophyta; Magnoliopsida; Asterales; Asteraceae
Product: MLO-like protein 6
Exons: 15
Coding region: 102-1859 (585 amino acids)
Biological process (GO): defense response
Cellular component (GO): membrane
Source: RefSeq, a predicted model, not a curated record